AUGUCAUUCUUCCGCUAUUCCACUCCGCGCGUCGACAGCGACGCCAACUACUGGGAGAGGCCGUACGCCCUAGUUGACGCGAGCUGGGCCACAAGUUGGUCGUUCCGCGUCGAAGCCAGGAUACAACACGGGCGUUGUCGCGCUAUACACGGGGAGAUACACGAAACGGACCUGCUGUUAUGGACGCCAAAUGCUACGACCAUCCCGUACUUCGCGGGGCGCUACCAAGGCGCGCCAGCCCCCGAGGAAGGAGGAAAUCCAGCUUCCUGUGCAGCCGAUCGUGCGCGCCGACAAUUCGACGGCCACCUGGGUCCUGACGACGGGUACGAGUACCCCCAGUACUACGACUCGGCGCGACCCUGGAUGUGCUUUGUCCACCGCGUGAUGCGGGAGUUGACAGAGACGACGGCCUCGUACACCUUCUUCCACCCGUACUACGCGCAGAUGGAUCAGGAUGAAGUCAAGAAGCAGCGUCUACCGGAGAGCCUCAUCAAAAGGUUCAAGCAGGAGGAGGAGCAGCUGGAGCGCCAGGAGAAGGAGGCAGUGGUAGCCCUGGACACCUUUUGCUCCUUCCUGCGAUACGCCGUCGAGCCUCCACCGCGUUGCUACUCGGCCUGUUGA
Molecule: messenger RNA, 621 nt
Organism: Schizophyllum commune H4-8
Lineage: Eukaryota; Fungi; Basidiomycota; Agaricomycetes; Agaricales; Schizophyllaceae
Exons: 2
Coding region: 1-621 (206 amino acids)
Source: RefSeq, a predicted model, not a curated record